Messenger RNA from Racocetra persica, 772 nucleotides. The record is from the annotation of a GenBank genome assembly. NCBI's taxonomy places the organism in Eukaryota, Fungi, Glomeromycota, Glomeromycetes, Diversisporales, Gigasporaceae.
AUGUAUUGUUUGUUUUUUUUUUUGGAAUUUAAUUUUAUUCUUAAACAUUCUCUUUAUAGUAUUUUUGCCGCAAAUCGAGAUGAAUUCCUUAAUCGGCCAACUUCACUUGCUUCAUGGUGGAACCCAAAUAUCUUAAGCGGGUUGGAUUUGUUUAGACCUGUUCAUGGAACAUGGCUUGGUAUAAACAGAGCAGGAAGAUUUGCAGCGGUCACCAAUUACCAUGAACCUCAAAAUAUUGACUCAGAACUUUUAUUAUCUCGUGGAGCCAUAAUAAAAACAAUUUUGGAAUCUAAUUAUCCAUUAGAACAAUGCCUAAAUACUAUUAAAAGUGAAUCUCAUAUGUAUGGUGGAUUUAAUUUAAUAAGUGUGGACUUAAGUGAUGAGCAUUCAAAAAUGGAAUAUUUGUCCAAUAGAGGAUUUAGCAAGAUUGAACAUUUAGAAUCCGGAGAAAUUUACGGAUUAUCUAACUCCUUACUAGAUGAACCUUGGCCAAAAGUAAAGUUUGGUAUUAAUGAAAUGAAAACAAUUUGUGAGCAAGAACAGUCUGAAGAACAAUUAAUUAAGAGUACCACGCAUUCUGGCGAAAAUUCAAAUUUCAAGAUGACUAUUAGAAUACCGAAAUUUGAUAAGCAUGGAGCUUAUGGCACUCGAACAAGCACUGUUAUUCUUGUGGAUCGUGAUGAUAAUGUAGUGUUUGUUGAAAAAACUUGGUUUGAUGAAGAUGAAAAUAUUAUUGAAGAUGAAUGCUAUCGGUGGUUUAGGUUCCAAAUUG